AUGGCGAUGACCAUUGCAUCUGAUACCCCUACUCUGCAUCUGAUUGUGGUGUGCUGCCACGCGAUAUACCUUGGUCCUCCUGCUGGACCUGGAACUGGACCUGGAUCUACAACUGGACCUGAACUUGAAACCGGCCUUGGGUCGUCUUCUUCUUCCACUCCAUCUUUCGCCUCCGACAACGAGGCAAACUGGUUGAUCGAACCCUUCCAGAAGGGUGAGACGGGGACGUAUAUUGCGCAUAAUGAAGCUGGAGUGCGCGAGUUGGCGACGGCGGUGGCGAAGGGCGAGGAUGCGCUGUUGGUGUUCAGUGGAGGAGCGACAAAAUUGGAUAAGACGGGGAAAAGUGAGGGAGAGGGCUAUUUGGACGUCGCCAUCGAGCGCAAUUUCUUCGGCCUGGAGACUUCACCGCCCACACUCCGGCGUCGCAUGUUCGUCGACCGUUUCGCGACAGAUUCAUAUCAGAACAUCUUGUGUUCGAUCAUCCAGUUCCCUCACUUCGUGCGUGAGCUACUCGAAAGGGAAGCAAGUCAUAGGAACCUGGGGUCUGGGUCGAAACCCAAUGUUUCUGUGAAACCAGAGACACCUUCCGCUUCCGCUUCGUCAGUAUCUUCAUCUACAGCUUCAGCUUCAGCCUCAGCUUCCUUGGUCUCGGAAUUGAAGUCGAACACAAACAUCUCUGCAACCACCACGCCAUUCUUUCCUACAAAGCUAACCAUCGUAUCACACGACUUCAAACGAUCUCGAUUCCUCAACCUCCAUCUCCCCGCCAUCCAUUGGCCCAGCGACAAAGAGACUGAGACUCAGACUCGGACUCAGACUCGGACUCAUUUCAUCGGCAUCAAUCCACCAUUCGAUGAUGUCAAAAUGGCCGAGAUCGAAACAGGCGACCGGCUCAGAGGAUACGGCGCCUGGGAAAAGGAUCUAUAUGGAGCAGGAGCGCUGUUGGCGGGAAAGCGGAAGACGAGGGGGUGGCAGGAAGAACGGUUUCGACGGGAAGUCCUAGGUCAGACUCAGUUGUCUGCCGAGCUUAAGGUGCAGAUAGAGAAGAUGUUGGCUUGGAAGGGUGGGGAGAACGGAACUGAUAUCUGUCCGGCGCCCAUGCCUUGGGAAUGA
This is a messenger RNA of Capronia coronata CBS 617.96, 1113 nucleotides long. RefSeq lists its product as uncharacterized. The record is from RefSeq and is a predicted model, not a curated record. Bases 1 to 1113 code for a protein of 370 amino acids. The transcript has 2 exons. Gene Ontology annotation, cellular component: cytoplasm. NCBI's taxonomy places the organism in Eukaryota, Fungi, Ascomycota, Eurotiomycetes, Chaetothyriales, Herpotrichiellaceae.